AUGUUCUCAAGCUCGUCGCCACGGCACAGGCUCAAGACUAUAGAGCAAGUGCGCGCACGCAACAAGAGUGGGCCAUUCAAUCUCACGGCCGCGAUCCUCUUCGUCGCAACUGCUGGUGGACUGUACACAUACUUCACAUACGAGAAGGAGCGCAUGGCACGGCAGCGGGUAGCAAAUCAGACUAAGGGUGUGGGCAAGCCUAAGGUCGGAGGGCCAUUUGACCUACUUGAUCAUAAUGGAAACCCGUUCACGCAUGAGGAUAUGCUGGGGAGAUACACCCUGGUCUACUUCGGCUUCUCGCACUGUCCCGACAUCUGCCCCGACGAGCUCGACAAAAUGGCCCUCAUGUACGAAAAAGUCAAGGAACAGUGCGGCGUCGAGCUCCUCCCCUUGAUGAUAACCUGCGACCCCGCACGCGACACGCCUGAAGUCCUGAAGGAAUACCUCGCUGAGUUCCACCCCGCGAUCCUGGGCUUGACGGGUACAUACGACAACAUCAAGCAGACGUGCAAGGAGUACCGCGUGUACUUUAGCACGCCGUCGACGGUGAAGCCCGGGCAGGAUUACCUGGUCGAUCACAAUCCAGAAGGCGACUUCGUCGAAGCCAUCGGGCGCAACUUUUCAGCCGAUCAAGCGGCGCGGGUCAUCGCAGACCACAUCAAAGACUGGGAGAAGCCCUUGAAGAAGGAUCGCUGGGCGUAA
Messenger RNA from Didymosphaeria variabile, 702 nucleotides. It is a transcript of the gene SCO1, whose product is annotated as Cu-binding protein. The transcript is spliced from 4 exons. Lineage: Eukaryota; Fungi; Ascomycota; Dothideomycetes; Pleosporales; Didymosphaeriaceae. The record is from RefSeq and is a predicted model, not a curated record. Gene Ontology annotation, biological process: mitochondrial respiratory chain complex IV assembly; intracellular copper ion homeostasis. Gene Ontology annotation, cellular component: mitochondrial inner membrane. The coding region runs from base 1 to 702 and encodes 233 amino acids. Gene Ontology annotation, molecular function: copper chaperone activity; copper ion binding.